CUAAAAGAUAUGAGUUUUAGUAUUGCAAGUGUAGCUAUUUGUAAAUGUGAUAUUUAAUAAAUCCGUUUUCUGUAGUGAGCCUAAUUAAUCUUUGUAAACCGCCUAUUUAACUGUUGCUACUAUUUAAAAUGAAUGUAAAAGUAUUAAAAAUGUUGCACCGCUACCAUAGGGCAUGUCUGCAUGUUUUGACACUUCUCAAGUGUGGAGCUCCGGGAUGGCACGUGGUCCAUCACCAGUGAACAGCAACAGUGUGGCAGCAGCAGGGCUGAUAAGUCCUUCAUAUGGAGGAUGAUAGCCGGGGUCCAGCUGAUGUUGUCAAGGACAAGAGUCACGUGAUGUACGAAGGCAAACACAUACACUUCUCAGAGGUGGACAAUAAGCCGUUGUGCUCGUACAGCCCAAAGCUCUGCAAGCAGCGCAGACUGAACGGCUAUGCUUUCUGUAUACGGCACGUUCUGGAGGACAAGACAGCCCCCUUCAAGCAAUGUGAAUAUGUGGCUAAGUACAAUAGCCAACGAUGUACCAACCCCAUCCCCAAGUCUGAGGACCGCAGGUACUGUAACAGUCACCUGCAGGUCCUCGGCUUUAUCCCCAAGAAGGAGCGGAAAAAGAAACACGAUGCUUUAGAGGAAAUGCGCUCACGGGCUCACCUGGAGUCCGUGGCUCUCAACAUAACUGUGCCCUCUUUAGCUCUGAAAGCUCCCAAUGGUCUAGAUGAACUUCCACCAUCUCCCCCAUGUUCACGUCUGUUACCCCUCGCUGAUGGGGAACUCCCGGACCCUUUUGCCUUUUAUGAGGACGACACUGAUGGGGAGGAGGUGGGUACUCCUCGGAAGGGCAACGCCAUCAAGAAGAAAUUACAGAGUCGUCUGGUGCUCAACCAGAAACUCUGCCAUGACAAGGACCUCUUCCAGCCACCUCCUGAGCACUUUAGUCCCUCCCCUGUCCCCCGGGUCCACCCCUCCUCACCGCUCAACACUCAUCUCCCACGGCAGCAGUCAGGUCUUCUCCAGCCACCCCAGCACUCCAGCGCAACAUCCUUCAUCUUCCCAGGACAGCAGCAGGGUUUAUUAUGCAAUCCACCACCACCUCAGUCAGUCAACUUUCUGCCUCCAGGGAUGCCCGCAAAUGCAGCACCCAGUCCAGUGCAACUGUCUGGGCCAUCACUUAGCAGGAAAAUGCCUUUCGCUGCUACUCACUUGCCGGUCAGUUGCAAGGACAGUGUCAGUAGCAAUCAGCGGCAAGUGGUUGUCAUGCGUCCUGCUGCCUUCUCACCAUCUGCCAGCUGUUUAGCCAGGUUGCAACAUCUGGUGCAGCUCUGUGCCAAGAGACACCGGGAGCAUGGAGACCUCUUUCCACAUCUAGGCUUGGACUGGUCAGAAGAUAGUGCUGAUGAAGAGGAUGAUGAGGAAGAGGAGGCAGAGAGAUUUGUUCCUUUUCAGACCUCAUGGAGACCACAGAAUAGGUUGGAAGACGACUGCGGUUCCUCUCGGAGAACACGGUUACUUCGGCUUUGCUCGUACCUGCGGGAGAAAUACAAGCACAUGUGCAGGCAGGAGAGGGCAAGUAUCCGCCAGAAGAGGUACCGCUAUGCCUUCCGCAAAGCCUUGCUGCAUGCCGCCAGUAAAAACCCAGACUGUGCUGGGCAGCUGAUCCAGGACUUUGGUGGUGCCUCUCGAUGCUCUUCAAGUGUGGCUCCAAUAAAGCAGGAGAACACGAACACAGGGACCUGUACGGGCAGCACUAAGGGCCAGGCCUGCAACAACAGAGCGCUGCCUUUCACUCAGCACUGCUUUCAGCACAUUCUGUUGAAUCGUUCCCAGCAGCUCUUUGCUAGUUGCACAGCCAAAUUUGCAGAUGGACAGCAGUGCUCCAUCCCGGUGUUCGAUAUCACGCACCAGACGCCCCUCUGUGAAGAACAUGCCAAAAAGAUGGAUAACUUCCUGCGUGGAGAUGGAAACCGACGAGUGCAGCACCACCAGCAGCAACAGCGAAAGCCACGUAAAAAGACCAAACCCGCGGCGCUCACCAAAAAACACAAGAAGAAGAGGAGGAGAGGACCACGGAGGCCUCAGAAACCCAUCCCUCCAGCGUUGCCACAGGGGAACCUGGGAAUGCCUUCUACAAGCCUAGCGAUGCCCUCACAGGCCAACAUCAGGAGCCCUUCAACUCCAGACCUAAGUGCAGAGGAGCUUCCUGAUGAUAUCACCAAUGAAAUGGCAGACAUUCCAAAUGACCUUGAGCUGAACCAGGAGGAUUUCUCCGACGUAUUACCUAGACUACCUGAAGACCUGCAGGACUUUGACUUGUUUGAAGGUAAGAACGGGGAGCUCCUGCCCACCACAGAGGAGGCUGAGGAGCUGGUGCGUGCACUGCAGGCUAUGGGGUCCUAUCCAGACUCUUUAGUGUGCCUGACCUCCCUGGGAGACCUGGCCCCAUCUGAAGGAGUGGACCACCGAGCCAUGACCGUGUUCCCAGGUCCGGUCCAGCCGGGGACCAUGGGGGAUCUGCUCAGCAACCGCAUCCCUACAGAGAAUUUCACCAGUCUUGAGCUGGAGGAAAACAUACUGCAGUCGACCGGGGGACACUUUCCGCCCUCACCGCCGUCUCAGCCUGCUAACCAGCCCCCAACGUCAUGCUCCAACCUGACCUCAUCUUCCUCCACAGUAGCCCCCCCCACCACCUCACUGCUCACUCAGACCUCCAUAACAGAGCGAACGUUUUCUCGGACACACACAUCCCACGUCCUGGCCAAGUCGGAUGGGCCCACGUCGUCUCCCCAAGGCAGCCACUACAGCAGUGAGCAUGUGCCAUCCCCAUACAGUGACCACAUAUCCUCUCCCCAUGCCACCUCUUUCCAGACUGACUCCCCUCUUCUGCUGGAAGUCCCUCUCAGCGGGGUACCGGGACCCCCACGCUCAUCAUGGAAUAAUCUCCCUCUUCCCCUCACUGACCCUACACAGUUUGGCAAUCUCAUAGGAUCAGAGACUCAUCUCAUAUCCACCUCCCUGUCCACUCCCCCCGCCACCACCACCCACUCCGUGACGCUGCAGCCCAUGGCUGCGCUCUCAGCGAUGCCUCAGAGCGGUUUGACAGGUCUAACAACUCCCCCCGCCCCCUCGUCCUCCCUCCCAUCGUCCUCACACGAUCUUCUGACCUCCACACAGCCCAAGCAACAGCUCCCUCAGUUCAGCGCGGCCUUUGGCCAUCAAUUGGCCUCCCACAGUGGCAUCCCAAAAGACGUGCAGCCCAGCCACAGCUCCACAGCGCCUCCUGCUGGCUUCUCAAUAGUUAGUGCCACUGCUGCAAGUGCCAACAGCGCCACACCACCCUUCACGCAAAGUAAAUGAGAGCAGGCGGCCCGCAGCUGCAGGACGACGCUCUGGACUCAGUCACUUACAAUCCAGCCGACUGGCUUCAGAUUGACCACCUCUCUUCAUCUGCUACAUGUGUGCAAUGUGGUUCUAGUGCACUAUUUGAUUAUGAAUUUGCACAAUCUCAAAUUGUCCUCUAUUUCCAUUGUUUACUCUGUAGCCAGGCGGUUCCUUUGGAUUUUAAGUCAGCGUGAGUCCACUCGUUUGAUGCCUUGUGGUUUCGUCAGCAGCAGGUUAGAGUCAGAUUUACCAGAUUUUGUGAUGAAUAUAAACGGGUGAAAAUUGGCAGAAGGACCUGCAGAGAUUAUCUGUGUCACAGUGCUCAGAAUCAUUGAAGCUUCAGUCGGUGGUCAGUUUCGUUUUGCUUUGCCAGUUUAAGUCCUGUCUUAAAAUGAUAAUCAACUGUACCCUGCCUUGCUCAGAUGGCCAUUGCGUUGUUUUUAUUUCUCCACCUUUUUCAUACACCGCUUCUGCCACCUCCCUGAGAACAGUACAAGUUGUGACAUUUGUGACCCAUCAUGUUUCAAGCUAUUUAACUGUUAUCAUGAUAUAGAAUCUUACUGAGUCAGAUUUCACAGUCAUGUGAAUUUACCAAAAAUACUUUUAAACAGCUGUUUUUAUAUUGUGUAUACUAUAUAUGUGCUCAUUUAUUGGUUUGCUCAGACGUCAAAAUCUCUGACCUCACCUUUGGUUGUGGGACUCCGAGUGGCCUAGUAGACACUUGAAGAAAAACAUAGUUUCUUAAAGCAAUAAACACAUUAACAUAACUCUAGCAUUGUAAGAUAUUUUAUUGGUCUCAUUACAUGUAGCUUCACUUGAGGAAUCGGGACUGCAUCGAGAACAUUUGGCCUCUUUUCACAGACCCACGAUCAGGUCGGCCUAACGUCUUGUGGACUUGUGAGGCUAAUAAAUGAGUUUCAGUGUUAUAGCAUGGGUAAUGACGGGUAAUCCAGGGAUUUAAGUGUCUACUAUCAAAGGUGCUCUCUGAUCCACACACACAAUGGUCUUUAGUGACUUGCAUGUCUUGUAAAAGGACUCCAACUAUAAGACGUCAAGGCCGUGAAUUGGCAUUGGAAAUUGACAUUUUACUCAUUAGCUCGGUGUAGUGUGAUGAUAUACACAGAUGUGUUGUCGAGCAAAUCUGGAGUUUUGAAGCUAAAUGAUGCAAACCUGGAUUAGAUUUUUUAUAAUAACAAGGACUCGGCUAUCUGUCUGUGAAGGACUCAUACAGCAGUAUAACCAUGGCGUUUGAUGGCAUAUUAGACAUUUGACAGAACUGUCAGACACUGUUGAG
Paralichthys olivaceus (Japanese flounder) is the source of this 4668-nucleotide messenger RNA. NCBI's taxonomy places the organism in Eukaryota, Metazoa, Chordata, Actinopteri, Pleuronectiformes, Paralichthyidae. The record is from RefSeq and is a predicted model, not a curated record.